Drosophila bipectinata is the source of this 1616-nucleotide messenger RNA. Its product is annotated as katanin p60 ATPase-containing subunit A-like 2. The record is from RefSeq and is a predicted model, not a curated record. Gene Ontology annotation, molecular function: protein binding; ATP binding; ATP hydrolysis activity. NCBI's taxonomy places the organism in Eukaryota, Metazoa, Arthropoda, Insecta, Diptera, Drosophilidae.
AUGAGUCAGCGUUUACGAAUUUUCUAUUCAAAGGUUAACAAGUCUGCUUCUCAGAAAAGUCAGGAAAAAAAAGGAAAAUUUCCAAAGAAAAGCACCUGGAACGGCCUCAAAAUUAAGACCCAAGGCAAAUACGGAGUUACAGCCUCAGCUGCUGCCCAAGUUCUCUGCGAGGAUGUGAGGAACUUCAGCACACGCCGGAGGAACAUCCUCUAUCUGAUGCAUCGCUAUCUGGUGGAGAAUGGCUUCUACUCGAGUGCCGAGGCCCUGAAGAACGAGGGACGGCUCACCGAGGAGUUCGAACUAUGCGAUAACAUUGAUCUGGAUGGCAUGUAUCUGGAAUAUGCCAGCUUCUUCAACAUGAAAUUUGGAAAAUAUCCAAAAAUACUCAAGAAAGUGAGUCCCAAAAUCAAAGUGGAAAUGACCGGAAAGCCACAAGCACCAUCACAGGCACAGCAGUCGGGAAAGCAGGCCCCAAUCCAGGAACCAAAGCCAGCAACCAAGUCAUCGCAACCGGAGAGCUCGGUGGCCAAUUGGCAUAUUAGUGUGGGAGCUGCCACGGCGGCUGUGAAACUGAAUAAUGAUCCGGAAGCCUCCUUGCAGAUCAAGAAAAUGGAAACACCCAACGAGAGUGGGAUGGAAACCGCAAACCUCAAUCGAAUGGUGGGGGAGAUCGAGCACGGGCACUUGGGCGGCGAUGAUGCUCUGUUCUCCUCCUUGGACUGGCAGUCGCUGGCGGAACUGGUCAAGACCUCCAUUCUGCGUGAGGAUAUCAAGCUCAAGUGGUCGGAUGUUUGUGGCAAUCAGCGGGCCAUUGAAUUAAUCAAAGAAGCCGUCAUAACUCCCAUAGAGUAUCCCCAAUUAUUCGCCCAUGGAUUGAAGCCGUGGAGGUCACUGUUGCUCCACGGCCCGCCUGGUAGUGGCAAGACGUUGUUGGCCAAGGCCCUCUACUCGGAGACCCAGGGUCAGGUGACGUUCUUCAACAUCACCGCCAGCAUUAUGGUUAGCAAGUGGAGGGGUGAGUCGGAGAAGAUCCUGCGUGUCCUAUUUCACAUGGCCGCUAAGAGAGCUCCCUCGGUCAUAUUUUUUGAUGAAAUCGAGAGUCUGACCUCCAGACGAGAUAGAGCCACGGAUCAUGAGAGCUCCAAGAGGUUCAAGAAUGAGUUACUCCAACUGUUGGACGGCAUGGAGCACACUUUGAAGGGCGUCUUCGUCCUGGCCAGCACCAAUCUGCCGUGGGACAUAGACGAGGCCUUCCUGCGGCGUUUCGAGAAGAAACUACUCAUCCAGUUGCCCAACCCGGCCGAGAGGAGUUGCCUGAUCAGUCGCCUACUGGGCACUAGUAUCUCCCUGAAUCCCAAACUCCUGGAGAGUCUGGUCAAGAUAUCGGAUCAGUUUACGGGCGAUGAGAUCCGGUUGGCCUGCAAGGAGAUCAGCAUGCAUCGGGUGCGAUGCGCCACGAAGCUCACCACCCAGUCGGCCAAGGAGCCUCAGGCGCUGGUCGAAGCCAACGUGGAGAAGGCCUUUAAGCAGGUGCGUCCUCUGGGCCAGAAGCUUCUGGCCAAGCACGAGCAGUGGCAGCAGGAAAAUGGCUCAUAGUGGUAGUUGUUCUAUUGCAA